Plectropomus leopardus (leopard coralgrouper) is the source of this 5000-nucleotide messenger RNA. The record is from RefSeq and is a predicted model, not a curated record. Lineage: Eukaryota; Metazoa; Chordata; Actinopteri; Perciformes; Serranidae.
ACGUGUUGUACGCUGCUGAGAUUGACUUUUGUCAGCGAUCGCUGCUUUAAAUUGCGCUCACUCGACUUCUUUAUCCGAUCAUUGAGUUUCUUGUCACAGCCGAUCAACUUCCGAGAUGUUACAGCUUCAAACAGACACGCAAGGACACAAAAGUUCAAAUGGGGUGGGGGUGGGGGGAUUUAAAAGUGUAAACAAAUCCGACCAUAACUCCAGCAGCACUCAGGCGCAUCUAGUAUGAACGGGCCUGGCUUUUAUUCUCUCUGUUUGUUUGUGCGAUUGAACUUUUCGACAGAUUUGUUUCGACACCAAACUUUGGCGACAUGGACGCGCACCGCGGCGCGCCUCCGGCCGGGCAGCAGAUCGUGCACGUCCGCGGGGACUCGCAGACGGAGCUGGAGGCCCUCUUCAGCGCCGUGAUGAACCCCAGCAAGUCGGCCAGACAGCCGUCCUCUCUUCCCAUGAGGAUGAGGAAACUGCCGGACUCUUUCUUCAGGCAGCCGGAUUCCCGAGGACACUCCAGACAAGCCAGUUCGGAUGGAGGCGUGUGCGGCUCCCUCACUCCUCAUCACGUCCGCGCCCAUUCCUCCCCUGCCUCCCUCCCAGUCAACUCCCUCUCCACUCAAGCAGCAGAUGUAGCGGCUGCACCGAUCAUACCUGACGACGUGCCGCUCCCCCAUGGUUGGGAAAUGGCCAAAACGCCUACUGGCCAACGUUAUUUCCUCAAUCACCUGGAAAAGACAACCACUUGGCACGAUCCUCGCCUUUCGCAGCUUCAGUCGGCUGCAGCUCCGCAUCCCAUCGCCGGCACUCCGGUCCACGCCCACUCCCUCAGCAACCCAGCACCCACUACACAACCACAAAACAUCAGUCCAGAGACAGGUCCACUGCCUGAAGGCUGGGAGAAGGCUGUGACUGCCGAUGGAGAGGUGUACUACAUCGAUCACAUAAAUAAGACCACCUCAUGGGUCGACCCGCGUCUAGUCCAGAAGAUGAACCCUGGCGUCCUUGGCCUGGGACUGCAGCAAAGGCAGGAAAAGGAAAGGCUCAGAUGCAAACAAGGCCUCCCUCAACAAAUCACACAGGAGGCCGGAGGAAGGAACCAGAUGCCCGGUGGGAUGGACCAUGACAGGAACGCACAGACACUUCACCCCUCGUCUCUGGAUGUCAGAAUCAGAUCCUCAAACCACGAACCCACACUUAAUGGCGCUCACUCUCGCAAUGAGAGCACUGACAGCGGCCUGAGCGUCAGCAGCUUACCCCGUACGUCGGACCACAUGUUGAGUUCUGUGGAUCACAUGGACACUGGCGACUCCGGCGAGACCUCCGCGAUGACCUUACAGGAAUCGAUGCCUGUGCUGCCGAUGUCUGAGGGCGAGGAGCUAAUGCCCUGCAUCCCAGAGGGUCUCAGUUCAGACCUCCUGAUGGACAUGGAGACCGUUCUCUCUGGGUCGCACAUGGACAGAGACAGCCUGCUCACCUGGCUAUAGACACACCAUCAGAUCAUCAAACCACAUCAAAUCUUCAUAACAUGACUGAGAGUUCUGGAGAAUCUUUGGUACAGAACAGCGUUUCGGAGAGAAUAUGCUACUGUUGUGUGAUGGAUCCCUAACACUACUCGCACCCUGAGGAACGAAAAACCUGACUCUGGCUGAAGGUGGUAAGCUGCUGGUGUUCUUCUCUUUUUGGGCCUGGGUUUUUCAUAGAUGCAUGACGGAGCAUCCAUAUUCUGACAACGCUCCUUUCUUUUUAGUCAUCAACCUCAGAUCAUCUCUGGUGAAGUGCGUCACGGCUAAUUUUAGAGUGCAGAUUUAUUUUAUUAUCCCCACUCGGGUAAUAGUGUUUGCUGGAAACUUUUAAAAACACAGUGUCGAGUCAGUGAAGUCUGCAUGUUGCAUUUAACAGAAAUGCAAAAAGGACAUGUUAAAAGAGCAUUAAGAGAUAUUUAACAAUAACAGAAGAUGCAAGGGAUGGGUACUGAUAAGCUUUUAUUGAUACCAAUGCCAUUAUCUAGUCUUUAUGUUGGUCCGGUUCCUUAUGUAUUGCCACAUAGAUUCCUGCUCUGUUUUCUGAGCUGGAAAAAAGUAGACCCACACAGGUUUUCAACACAACUCUUUCAUUAUCUCUGAGUCCACAUGGUCCAGAAACAGUAGCAAAUAUGCGUUAUCAUCUUACAGACAUUACAAGCAGCACUGUUGUCAUCUUUCUUGAUGAAAUAUAGCCACACUUUGGACAGCUGCCUCCUCUCUGCUGUGACUCCCUGUUGCAAGUUUUCAGCACUACAGAUGCACAAGUUUGACAUCAUAAUUUUCAACUUGCAACUUUCAGAAAAAAACAUGUUGGUAUUGAUAACAGGAAUUGAUGAGCUCAAAGGCAGGCAUACAAUUCCAAUGGAUCUGACAAUAGGAACUGUUUCUUAAUUCCCAACCCUAAAAGAUAUUCCCCUCAAUUACUUCAUAUAGCAUUUGGGAUAAAGAACAAUAUUUAGUGCUACUACCUCAAAGCAGCCUGUAAUUUGGGAUUUUAAAGCACUCAAUUAUCUAAAACAUGUACUUAAAAAGCGGCAGGACUAAGAGCAAGAGAUAAAUUUAAAGAAUUUAACACUGCAAUGGUUCCAUAAACCAAAAAUCUCUGCUUGGAAAAAAAACAAAAUGCUCACAUAACCAUUGGGAGAGGACGCACCCUUGUGGUGAAAAAAUGAAAUAUUAAGAACACUAACAAAGACAGUUUACUCUUAAUCUUUAAAAACAAAUGCUCAUGAGCUAAAAAAAAAAAAAAAACAGUAUUAAAGCAAUUAUCAGAGUCACCUAUCAGUCUUUUUUUGGAAUAUCUUUAAGUUUUUUUGUCAUUAAGUCAAGAAGGAUGAGCUUUAUCUUUGGUGACAUAGAAGACUAUCAAAUAAAAGCCUGUCAGAAGAUUUUACAUUUAGAGAAAUAAAGUUUGCAGGAUACUGGACUUUAGGCACUAAAGCUACAGUAAAGUGUCUUUUUAGGAACUUUCUGUACAGGAGGGAUACUGGAAUAUAAAGAGGAUCUACAGUAAAUGAGCAUGUGUUCACUAUAAUGCAGUCCAACACAAGAGGAAACUAAUCCUGACGCAUCCGGUCUUCAGAUUGAUUUAGUUGGUAGAUGACGCCCUGAACUAAAGCCGCCUUUUAUGUGUCAAAAAGCAUUUCUGCUCUUUUUUAAAAUUCAGUUUUAUUUCAUAAAAGUAUGUUUAAAACAGUCAGAAAAAACUUGCAUCAGUCUUGCUAUAUAUCACCUUUUUUAAGUUGCUAAUAGUCAGGUUUUGUUAAUAAUGUUUUGUAAUGGAUUGCAUUUUAUUUUGAAGAGCUCCAGUCAUUCUGUCCACUCCAGCAUUGAAUAUAAGCUUCACAAAGAUAGUAUUUAUUGGAGAUUUGUUUUAUUGGAUUGCAUCAUAUUGUACAGUUGUAAUAUUAUUCUGUCCACCCCUUGUUUAAGAAAAGAUGCCACAGUUGCCAUCAGGGCCUGAAUGUUUUCUCUCCUUAGUGUGCAGCAGAUUUUAGCUCUCAGUGGCUUCUAUAAAAUAUUCAAUUAAUCAUUUUUCUCACUUUCAACACUAUUGACCAUGUACAUUCCUAUAAAUCCCCUUUUUUAACAUCUUUAGUGCCUAUUCAUUCAAUGUCAUCAUAGGUUUGUUCUUCCCGUUGAAAGACAUACACCAAUAACCAUAAAGUUUUAGCUCCCUCACUACAAAACAUCUUUACAUUUAUUUCCAAAAUCAAUUGACAAACUCUUGCAACUUGCUUUUUAUAUCAUAACUUAAUGUGGUUUUGUAUUGUGGUGGAUCACAGUAUCAUUAUACGUUUCUUAAGGACUACAAUUUGCAGAAGAUCAUUACGGUUAGUUGGAAGAGAAAAAUAAAUGAUAUAGGGCAAUAUUACAAUCAUCUUUAAAAAAUUAUCUCCUGCAUAUACAAUCUUCAAUUUUAAUCUAUUAAUGUGUCAAAACAAAUACAAAAAAGGUUUAAUAUUAAAAAAACUCCCUUCCAUUUCUUAAUAUUUAUGAAUAAUCCUGACUAAUUUAAAAGUCUAUGGUUACACUGCAUGACAGAAGCAAGUUUUAAGAUCCUGCAAAUAUAAAUUCACAUUUUAAGGAUUAGAUGCCUGAACAGUACAAAACACAUUUAAGUUUCCAAAGCAGAGUAGUGUGGUUUGCUUAAUACUAGCAGUGAUGUAAAAUGUGUGUUGUAAAAAAAAAACUAAGACAUGCAAAAUCACUGGUAGAAUCACUUAGAAUUAUCCCUGUCAGUGCUAUUAAAAUAUUAGUCGCUACCACUCAAUAGAGUUGUAAUUUCCUCAAGUUUUUUCCACUCUUAAAGAGCUGUUAUGUAAGUGGGAAGGAGAAAAUGUCUGUGCUUAAAAAAUGGAUUUCAGUCAAGCAACAUACUAAUUGCGGAUGCUGUGUUCUUGGUAUAUUUUGUUCUAACUGUUUUAGUGCUUACUGGUGCUGUAAUACAUAAGGCAAACAUCAGUAAGGGGAGCUCCUAAAUUCUCCUCUUUUAGUUAAACUAUAUAAUAAAUAUAUAAUCUGUUUUUUUGUGUUUUUUUUUUGUUAUCCGCUGGGUUGUUUCUGCAGUGUGUUUAUGUUUUAUCUGAAUAUGAAGCUGUUAAUUAUCAGUGAGAGCAUUUCUUAUAACCAGCUUCCUGUUUAUGUAUACAGUAUUAAGAGGUAAAAACUUCAUUCACAACAUCCCCAAAUAUAGAGCCAAGUCACUUGAUCUUUUCUAAAUUAAAGUACCAUGGGCCUUACUGUUCAUACACAUAAUGCAACACACUACCUAGCCUUUUAUUUAUCUUAGCAUGCAUGACACUUGCAAUGUAUGUUACAUAUAAUGAUGUUUUAUUAUCCAAUUUACAGAGUUUGGAGGCAAUCAGUCUUGUUUUAUACCUUUUUAUGCAUGUGCUUUAUAUAAAUAUAUUUCCUCUUACUCUCACUGUAAUCAUUUUAAAGGUGUUUCUGUUUAAUAAACUUUUAAUUACA